This is a messenger RNA of Mytilus trossulus (common blue mussel), 1264 nucleotides long. RefSeq lists its product as uncharacterized. The record is from RefSeq and is a predicted model, not a curated record. The transcript has 10 exons. Bases 96 to 1028 code for a protein of 310 amino acids. Lineage: Eukaryota; Metazoa; Mollusca; Bivalvia; Mytilida; Mytilidae. Gene Ontology annotation, molecular function: nickel cation binding.
GGGAAAUAACUCUAAAUUUUGACCUAUAUUUUUCUUGUUUACAGAUGAAAUGUGUAAAUAACUAAGCUCUCUGUUCAGUAUUUGAAGGUUAACAGAUGGUUGCCAUGUCAACUGCUCGUCAUGGCCAUGCCACUGUAGUGUUAGAGUGCCAUGAUCAUUGCAAGGAAAGUGAAUAUGGUGCUGCAGAGGUUGUGACCUUGAAACAUUCUUACCCUUUAAAAGUUCUGGUACCAGAGCACACAGGGAACCCAAAAUGCAAGUGGAUCUUUCCCAUUGUAUUUGGAGGGGGACUUGUAGGAGGUGACAAUGUGGAAAUAACAGUAGAAACCAAACCAAACACAUGUGGUUUACUCACUAGCCAAGAAUCUACAAAGGUCUACCAUUGUGAAGAUGAUCUACUUACAACACAGAAGAUGAAUUAUAUCGUUGGCGAUAACUCAUUAUUGUGUGUUCUACCUGAUUAUUGUGUGUGUUAUAAAGAUGCAAACUUUCUACAAACACAAAAUGUGCAGAUGUCAGAGAGUGGUAACAUUAUACUGUUAGAUUGGAUGACAUGUGGUAGAUCUGCUCUACAGGAACAGUGGGUCUUUUUAAGGUUUUUAAAGUGUAAAUUCAGAAAAUUUAUCUUAUUUUAUAUGAUUUGUAGCUAUAAGAACAAUGUACAGAUAGAUGUAGGUUCUGAUACGGUUUAUAAAGACAGCAUCCAUCUACACGAUGUACCAGGAUUAAAGAUGAAAUCAUCCAUGAAAAAUUACCAGGUAAUGGGAACCUGUAUUAUUCUUGGGAAGAGAUUAAAAGAGUUAAGCAACAGUUUAUGCAAGCAGUACUCACAACCAGGAAAAUAUGGGGAAAGUGUAAAAACUGAUGUGAUCUGUACAGUCAGUACUUUACAGAGAGGAGGGAUGUCUGGGGUAUAUUUAAGAUUCCUAGCCAUUAAUACAGCACAGGCUUAUACAGUGAUAAAAGAAAUUGUUGAUCCUCUGCUUCCUUUGUUGGGUGCUGAUCCCUUCCAAAAUAAAUAUGGAUGAAAUAUAUGUCAUGUGACAAAAGACUUGCUGCUCAAGAUUUCAUCGUCCUGCCAAGAACUUUUAAAACCAUUCCAAUAAGUUUUUUAAUAGUCUUGUAUUUCUAAUCAACAUAUUUCUAAUCAAUCAGAAUUAUGUGUAACUAUUCAAUUGAUCUUUUCUGCAUUUAUUCCUAUUGUAAGUUGAUUAUAUAUUUUUUAAGAGUUUUUAUAAGUUUAGUAGGAUAUAUUUCACUAUGG